CAAACUUCCAUAGAAAGAAAGGAGAGAAAAAUGGAAGUUCUUCCACAUUUUAGCCAUGCUCAUCCUCUAGUUUUCAAUGAUGAAAGAAAUCAUGAAAGUGGGGAGGUUUUCUGCUGUGCGCGUGAGGAGGUGGUGUCAGGUCCAAGGUUUAGUUGCAUGGAAUGUGAGUUUCAUCUUGACAAAAACUGUGCUUAGGCACUUGUUGAGAUGGAUCACCCCUUUCAUCACAAACAUAACCUUAAGCUUAUGGCAAGCUCUCCAUAUGUUGAAGGAUUGUACAAUUUGCCACAAGGAGGUGAAUAUGGCGUGUGGGAGUUAUUAUUGCUCUGAGUGUAAGUUCAUUAUCCAUGUGAAUUGUGCACUACAGGAAGUAGACGGACAUUGUCUGGUUCUCACAUUCCAUGAAGAUACUGAUUAUUCAGAAUAUCUUUACUGUGAUAUUUGUGAAAAACAAAGAAGUCCCUAUACUUGGUUUUAUCAUUGUGCAAUUUGCGACAACUCAGCACACCUCCAUUGUGUUGUUGGAGAUCAUCCAUUUAUCAAGCGUGGGAUGACCUUCAUAGAAAGCCAUCAUCCACAUGUUCUCGUGUUCGUUGAGAAGGUUUGUGAUUAUACUAGAUGUUGCAAUUGUGGUCAGCACUGCUUAGACUUGGCUGUUGAGUGUUCAGAUGCAGAAUGCAAAUACAUUAUCCACUAGAGCUGCAGCACUCUCUAUAACUGUCUUUUGGUAUAUAUUUGAAAAUGUCACUUGUUUAGAGUUUUUUUUUU
Molecule: messenger RNA, 768 nt
Organism: Gossypium raimondii (Peruvian cotton)
Lineage: Eukaryota; Viridiplantae; Streptophyta; Magnoliopsida; Malvales; Malvaceae
Exons: 2
Coding region: 77-697 (206 amino acids)
Source: RefSeq, a predicted model, not a curated record